Galleria mellonella (greater wax moth) is the source of this 960-nucleotide messenger RNA. RefSeq lists its product as uncharacterized. Bases 1 to 960 code for a protein of 319 amino acids. Gene Ontology annotation, biological process: DNA integration. The transcript has a single exon. Gene Ontology annotation, molecular function: nucleic acid binding. Lineage: Eukaryota; Metazoa; Arthropoda; Insecta; Lepidoptera; Pyralidae. The record is from RefSeq and is a predicted model, not a curated record.
AUGACUCCUACUCCCCUUAUGGGAGAUUCACCAAAAGAACGCUUAACUUCGGGCUUUCCUUUUAUGCGUUCUGGGGUGGACUACGCCGGACCAAUGCUCAUACUUAAUCGUAAGGGCAAAGGUGCUAGGACGACAAAAUGCUAUGUGUGCUUAUUUAUUUGUUUUGUAACGCGCGCUGUACAUUUAGAACUCGUCAGUGACUUGUCAACAGAUGCAUAUUUAUUAGCGUUAAAGAGAUUUAUAUCUAGGCGUGGCAACCCAUGUGAGAUUUUUUCUGAUAAUGGUAGAAAUUUUGUUGGAUUGAUGAAUGACUUUAAACAUUUUUUAGCUAAUUGUUCGUCACAGAUUAUAGAAUAUGCCACGGCUCAGAAUAUUCAAUUCACAUUCAUACCGCCUUAUGCGCCUCAUUUUGGCGGAUUAUGGGAAGCUGGAAUUCGGUCCUGUAAGAAUAUUUUACGUCGUAUAGUAGGAAACGCGCACUUAACCUACGAGGAGUUCAGUACAGUGUUGACACAAAUUGAAGCGGUCCUGAACUCCCGUCCUUUAAGCCCUAUGUCCUCAGAUCCACAAGAUUUGUCACCUCUUAGUCCAGGCCAUUUUCUAGUGGGACGUCCACUUACUGCGCCUGCUGGUGAUGACUUCACUGAGACGCCUGUUUAUCGACUGACACGUUAUCAACGAGUUGAGCAGAUUCGACAGCAAUUUUGGUCCCGUUGGGCGAAAGAAUACGUGUCAGAACUUCAAAUAAGGACUAAAGGAAGGAAGAACACACUUGAACUGCAGCCUGAUAUGCUAGUAGUUAUUAAGGACGACAACCUACCGCCGCUAAAAUGGCAUUUCGGUCGAAUAGUGAAGAUCUUCCCUGGCAAAGACGGCAUCACUAGAGUAGCCGAUAUUCGCACAUCGUCAGGUGUCGUGAGACGCGCUUACAGCAAGAUAUGUCCCUUACUUGAUGACUAA